This is a messenger RNA of Dendrobium catenatum, 1445 nucleotides long. RefSeq names its product protein arginine N-methyltransferase PRMT10. Gene Ontology annotation, cellular component: nucleus. The transcript has 8 exons. The coding region runs from base 80 to 1201 and encodes 373 amino acids. Lineage: Eukaryota; Viridiplantae; Streptophyta; Magnoliopsida; Asparagales; Orchidaceae. Gene Ontology annotation, molecular function: protein-arginine N-methyltransferase activity. The record is from RefSeq and is a predicted model, not a curated record. Gene Ontology annotation, biological process: peptidyl-arginine methylation.
AAUUUCCCUUUUUUAAUUCCCGCUCGAGUCUGCUGGACGCCCUAGUAGCAGGCACAGGGGCACGGAGAAAAAACCCACCAUGGCAUCGCCGGCGAGCAACGGCGUUCCUGCUGUCAAGGGGUCCUUCGACAAAAGUGUCGACUUUGCUAACUACUUCUGUACCUAUGCUUUCAUCUACCACCAGAAGGAGAUGCUCUCUGAUCGCGUCCGCAUGGAUGCCUACUAUAAUGCCAUCUUCAACAACAAGCACCAUUUUGCCGGAAAGGUUGUAUUGGACGUGGGCACGGGAAGCGGAAUUCUUGCGAUAUGGAGCGCGCAAGCCGGUGCCAGAAAAGUUUACGCCGUUGAGGCAACGAAGAUGGCUGAGCAUGCUAAGGCUCUUGUCCACGCCAAUAACGUGGAGGAUACUGUUCAGGUGAUUGAGGGGUCUAUGGAGGAGAUUAGUUUACCUGAGAAAGUUGAUGUCAUAAUAUCAGAGUGGAUGGGUUAUUUUCUUUUGAGAGAGUCGAUGUUCGAUUCUGUGAUAUGCGCACGAGAUAGGUGGCUAAAACCAUCUGGAGUGAUGUAUCCUAGUCAUGCUAGGAUGUGGGUAGCACCGGUCAGAUCUGGUUUAGGGGAUCAGAAGAUGAAUGAUUACGAAACUGCUAUGAGCGACUGGUAUAGCUUUGUUAAUGACACAGAAAUAAACUAUGGAGUCAAUAUGAAUGCCCUAUCCCAGGCUUAUCGUGAAGAGCAUGAAAAAUACUAUCUGAAGACAUCACUGUGGAACAGUCUUCAUCCCAGUCAAAUAAUAGGUACCCCUGCAGUCAUUAAAGAAAUUGAUUGUUUAACAGCUACAGUAGAUGAGAUCCGCAAUGUUUUUGCGAAUUUCUUGCUGCCAAUCAAUGUGGAUCGAACUAGGCUAUCAGCAUUUGCUGGCUGGUUUGAUGUCCAUUUUCGGGGUAGUAUGCAGAACCCGGUUGAGCAAGAAGUAGAACUUACUACUGCUCCUAGCAUUGACAACUCGACUCACUGGGGUCAGCAGGUUUUCCUCUUGCAUCCUCCUCUAAGAGUUGAUGUAGGUGACAAACUGAUGAUUGCUUUUUCUAUGAGCCGGUCCAGGGAGAAUCAUCGCUUGAUGGAUGUGAAUUUCACAUAUGAGUUGCAGCUGUCAUCCGGAAAAUGCUUUAAGCCUGUCGCUAUAAAGUAUUAUAUAGAAUGAUUAUGAGGAGAGGAGAGUCAUUGCAUGCUGGAAUGAAGGCGGAAUGCAUCACUCAGAAUGUUGCAUGUUGUGUGGAUGAAGAACAACCAUAUUUAGCUGGAAACAAGCUAUAUAAUCAUUAAAUGUUUUCAACUGUAUUUUGCUUUUGGUCUGUCUCUUCUGGAAUCAUUUAUCUUGUAAUUUUGAGAAGAAAUUUGUUUGACAAUUAAUUGGAAGAUAAGGUUAUUGCUACCGUCGAAUUAAU